Molecule: messenger RNA, 4415 nt
Organism: Salvia splendens (bonfire salvia)
Lineage: Eukaryota; Viridiplantae; Streptophyta; Magnoliopsida; Lamiales; Lamiaceae
Exons: 4
Coding region: 2762-3967 (401 amino acids)
Biological process (GO): regulation of DNA-templated transcription
Molecular function (GO): DNA-binding transcription factor activity
Source: RefSeq, a predicted model, not a curated record
AUUCAUUCAACCCCAAUCUACUAUCAAUUAAUUAGUGAUUUUUAUCACGCUCUGAGUUUGAUUUUAUGUUGUUUUGUUUUCUAUGUCUGGUCUAAUGCUGAUUUCAGCUCGUGAGGCUUCUAAACAAUGUGGCUCAAGAAAAUUUGAAAACUAAUUUUAUGUGUUCUACUGGAAUUAUUGGGACUGAUUAUAAAAGGAUUAGCGUAGGGGCUUAAUCAAGUUUAUAAAGUUUUCAUUACUGUUACUGCAAAAAUAUGUUCUGGAUACUUCAAAAACAGAGGCUCUUCAUUUAGUUAGAUAUUGUCGAAUUGACAUCAUUGUAGCAUUGCUUGUACUGGGAAUCGUGCUGAUAUUCUUCUAUAACUCUUUUAGCUUCCCAGCUACCUGGAGCAGUUAUUAGCAGAAAAAUUUGGACGAUAAUGUUUUCUAAGUUAGAAUUUUUUAUGUAAUUUUGCAAGUUUGCGAAUUGGUAGUUGAGUAGUUUUGAAUCACAUUCUCGAGUUAGUUUUGGGAGUAGAAAAAGGAGGCUAAAACUUUUAAACUUAGAUGUAUGAUUUGGUAUCAGUACUAAUUUUGUCUAUCUGAAAAUGGUGUUAUUUUAAUAUUAGAACUCCCAACUGCUGUAAUGGGAUUGAUCAUUGCUAUUAGUCGCAUAGCAUUAAAAAUAAAUUUAUGUCAUGGAUAAUUUGUUUCAUCUAUGUUUUGAUUUCGGGCAUUGGAGAUGGAGGCAACUUGGGAAACUAUACUAAAACAUAAUUAUGAUUAAAUUAUUAUUUUUUCUAGAGAUAUUGAUGAGCAGUAACCGAAAAGAUAGGUAGAUAGGUUAUUAUAGUUAGCUCCUCUAGUUUAACUUCUUUUGGUAAUUUAUCAUAAGGAACAUGGUAUAGAGAAGGGUCUCCCAGUUUGGGUUGAGCGAAGUUUUCUUUCUGACCUUUGUGAUUCAAAGUGAUGAAUGCCCCACCCCCCAAGCUUCCUAGUUGGAUGGAUAUCUAUGAUUGAUUGUACAAUUUCAUAUUUGGAACAUUUACUGUAUUCUUUGAUACUACUUCCUCUUUCCACUAUUAGGAGUCCCGAUUUGCCAUUUCGGUUAGUCCGCGAUUAGGAGUUCGGGUUCACUUUUACUAUAAAUAAAUAGUAGUAAUAAGUUUAAAGCCGUGACGAACUCAACCGGGACUCCUAAUCGCCGACGGAGGAAGUAUUAUUGAUAUAUAUUUUUCAUUCUUGCGUGUAAAAGUUGAAUUUAUGUUCCAAGUAAAUUGCAUUAAUUUUUUCCGUAUAAACUGUUCACAUUUCUACUCUCACUCUCUCAGUAUGUUUUCCAAAGCCACUUCCUCAUUAAUAUUCUGUCCCAAUGCCAAAGAAAUGUGAAAGUAGUUCUAGCUUGUUGGCUUUUCAGUUGGUUAAAAGUGUGUUAAUUGGUUGCUAUGCAAUUGCUACACUUUAGCUUAUUUUUUUUGUUAAAUUUAAUAUGUGAGAUGGAGGAUACACUUGUAGACACAUCAUGUGCCAGUGGGUGGAGAAUCUUUAUGGUUUUGUUAUAUUGUACUGAAGCUGUAUAAAACUGGUAGGCAACAAAGAUUACAAAUCAUGUUGAGCUGUCAAAACUGUUCGGAAAGUAGUUAUUUUCAUGUAAGAGUCCAGCUAACUGCAAUAUGGUAGAGGGUGGUAAAACAAUGGCCAAUAAAAGAAACCAGUCAAAGGAUGGGGGGUUACCACAAAAGAUGAAAUCAUAUGAAUCAAUGCAGAAGCUCAUUGGAACGCAGUCCUUUUUUCUGUUGUUGUAUUUUCCCCAUGAGAUUGCCAAUAUCCAUAUCCAUAAAUAUUGAUGGUUAGGAUUAGAUCAUGCAGUUUCAGUGAUCUAAUAUGUAGAUAUUUCUUUUUAUAGAGUUAUUAUUGCUUGAUCUUGUUUGCAAAAAAUAUGAAGUAAGAACUAAACAUAAUUACUCCCUCGGUCCCAAGGAAGAUGACCCCUUCCUUGGGCGGCACGGGAUUUUAUGUAACUUUAUUUUUUGUGUUAAGUGGAGAGAUUUUAGUAAGAGAGAUGUAAUAAAGUAGAGAUAAAGAUGUUUACAUUUUUAGUAAUGGGUCAUCUUAAUUGGGACAAACCAAAAAUGAAAGUGGGUCAUCUUCAGUGGGACGGGGGGAGUAUAUUUUUAAACAGAUUUUUUGAGAUAAUUUAUAUUUAGGAUUUAUGCAUCAGGAUGAUAACACACGCUGGUGAUAAAAUGUCCUUAUAAACUAACAUCAGGAUGAAACAUCCCGCUUAGGCUGGGAUGGAGAGAGUACGUUUUUGUCUAAAAUUCAUCCCUUAUUUUGGUUUUGUGAUGUGCUUUGCUGAGCUGCGACAGCUAUAAAUUGACCUUGUUUUCGUUUAAGUACAGUUCUAUACCUCUAGCUCAAGUUAAUUGAUGGUAUAUGUCAUCAGGUGUGGCUUAUGAUUCUUGCUGUGCAAGAUUGAGGGAUGUGGGUGAGAGGGAGAGGGCUUUGGUUGGUGGGAGUGACGUUCAUAAUGAGAGGCUGUGAUUACGAACCUCUGAUCUGUGUGGCAAUUUUUCUAUUUUUAUUUUUUCUUUUGUGGUGGUGGAUUGUGGGGGAAAUUCUUUCAGUUUCUUAAUAUGAAAUUCUUUUGUGUGUCAAGAGAGGGAUGCUGUUUCUAGAAAUUGAUUGCUGUUUAGUCAUUUCUGAUUUGUUGAUUCUUCUGCCUUCUAUUUAUCCUUAGAUAAAGCAGCAGCAGUGUGUUUUGAUAUGGUUCCAUGCUCUAAUGUUCACUUCUGUAAGUAUGUCCCUCAUAUUAUAUGUUAAAUGUUUGUUACAGGUACUUGCCUCCUCAGCUAUGGCAAACUCCAAGGGAUCAUCUACUGUUAGAAACAUGAUGUACAAUGGGAAGAAUCCGUUAUUGCCUCCUAAAAGCCCAUUUCCUAGCAUAUCUCCAUCAUAUGCAGAAUAUAUUCCUACUUCAGUGAUUGGUUCAAAAGCUCUUCCAAAGCCCAGAGACGGAAGUCCACAUCAUCAACGUACUUCUUCUGAAAGUUUUUUGAUAGAGGAACAACCGUCUUGGCUAGAUGAACUCCUCGAUGAACCAGAAACGCCUGUGCGUAAAGGAGGUCAUCGUCGCUCAUCGAGUGAUUCUUUUGCAUAUAUUGAUACAGCUAAUGCUGGAAGCAUGAACUAUGGAGCUCAAGAUGAUACCAAGUUCAAGAAUAUGAUUCCAUUGCCUUCAUGGGGAUCUCUAGACUUUGAUUUUCAUAGGGAUAUGCGGCAAAGUUCUUUUUAUUUGGAUCCAACCCAUUCUGGCAGAACAAAGAACAAGCCAUGGGAUGCGCCUGUAAAUUCAAUUGCACCUCCUCGUGGCCUUCCUUCUAGGGAUGUUGCCACCAUCCAGAAUGCUGGAUCAGUGAACUCGUCACUGGAUGUUGAUAGAAAUCCAACUUCUUCUGCUCAAAAGUCAGAUGUUGAAUCUUUUUCUCAAGAUCCAAAGGGCUCCUUUGAGAAAAAAGACACUCACGUGAAGAAUCUGGCAUCAGAUACAGAUACAAAACGAGCCAAGCAGCAAUUUGCUCAACGUUCACGCGUCCGAAAGCUUCAAUACAUAGCUGAACUCGAAAGACACGUUCAAGCUCUACAGUUGCAGGCAGAAGGCUCUGAAAUUUCUGCUGAGCUUGAAUUUCUCAACCAGCAAAACCUUAUUCUCAGCAUGGAAAAUAAAUCCAUGAAGCAACGUUUAGACAGUUUAUCUCAGGAGCAACUAAUCAAGUAUUUCGAACAUGAGGUGUUGGAGAGAGAAGCAGGAAGACUGCGAGGCCUAUAUCAGCAGCAGCAGAAACCACCACAACCACAGCAGCAGAUAUCUUCUAGCCAUCGCCGUGCCAAGAGUAGAGACCUCGAUCAACAGUUGGCUAAUCUUUCCCUGAAACUCAAGGAAACAAGUUCUGGUCAGGAUUCUCUCUCUGGCCAGCUUCAUAUGUAGAGUACUAUUUCUCGACUUAUUAUUGUGUUUCCAAGUGCUAACCAGCCCUCUCAACUGACGAUGCAUGCUGAUGACCGAAAUUACUCCACCUACAUGGGAGGAAAGCCAGACUGGUCAUUCGGUCCUGUGCUACAACGCACCUGUUUGCAUUGCUUGUGUUUCUGUUUUCCCUUUAGUACCUUGUUUUCAAAUGUAAGUGACCAUUGUCUCUCCUAAGGUUAGUGGCAUGUGCGCCUGGUAGUCCUCGCUCGAAAAUAGGAGUUCUGGCGGAUGACUGACCCGAGGUGGUUAUCACCCGAAAAUGCUAGGUUUAAUGUACCCUAAGUGAUUAAUAAUCUGUCUUCCCAUUUAUGUUGCCUCCUGCAAGUUGGUUGUUAGUAUUUGCUAGCAAUUUGUCAUGUGACAUGUCACAAUCAAUUCUUCAUUUAUGCAGUUACCGUUGCAUUUA